Cylindrotheca closterium is the source of this 1422-nucleotide messenger RNA. NCBI's taxonomy places the organism in Eukaryota, Bacillariophyta, Bacillariophyceae, Bacillariales, Bacillariaceae. The record is from the annotation of a GenBank genome assembly.
AUGCCGUAUCUCAGAUGUUACAACAAGAUCGGAACGCUUGUUGAAAUAGCCACUGAUGCAGAUCAUGUCAGCCUCCCAAAUGAGGUUGUUUCGAUCGUAAUCGAAAACGGCGGAGAGGAGAAUAUGCACGGCAUACAAAUCCAUUACGAGGCUCUCUCUCGACUGCUCUUGAGUCAACCCCGAAAGCUUGACAAGAUAACCAUAAGGGAGAGAGCCAUUUUGCCACCGGCGAAUUUGGUUUUCCUGGCGGCAACAUUCAACAAAACAAAUUGUUUGAUGCUUCAACAGUGUCUUUGUCAUCCGGCUGAAAUUGGCUGUUUGGUUGCUGGUCUUACGCAGGCCGAUGGACCUCGGGAGCUACAUUUAAAUCUGCUCUUGGACGAUAUUCCAAACCACCUCUUUUUGAUGGUACUUCAAGCUAUUUCCUUCUCUCCGUCUCUGGAAAAGCUGGACUUGAUUGCCAACAACGACAUGACCGAAGACAAUUUGGCAGCUGGUUUGAUUGGAGCAAUCACAACCAAUCGCUCCCUGAAUGCACUGAUUCUCGGUCUACGCUGGGGCCACCCAAGCCAGCAAAUCAUGCAGCACGUCUUUCGUGCUGCAGCCCGCACUGGCCGCGUGAAAAACCUAAGCAUUUGGUACGCUAGCGUGUUUGGUCCCAGACAAUCCCUUGAUCACGAAGCCUUUAUGGAGGCAUUGUGCCAUCAGGAGUGUAAGAUUGAAAUGCUCCGCCUAAUGUAUAUCGAUCUAGUACGUGAGCCCAAUAGCCUCCAAAUGCCACAUGAUUCAAACGCCACUACCAAUAAUACAUCUUUGAAAGAUAUUUCGAUCGUAAGCGGGAGACUCGAUUGCUCACAAGCCUCGGCGAUAGUCCGUCGGUUUUCCUCACUCCGUUCUGUGGAAUUGCGUCGAAACGAUUUGCAAACCAUCUCAAUGUUUAAUGAUUUGCUCGUGCAAAACCAACUCCAAAGUUUGGUUCUAGAAAACAGCCAAGUUAACGAGGCAGAUGUAAAAAGCUUUUUGAUGAAACUACCAGCAACGCGAUCUCUCCGAAACCUGCAUCUGCUUGGGAAUAAUUUUCCUACUUCAAAGUCAUGUGUUGAGUUGCUGGAAAACUGCAUCACUCGAAACACUAGUCUUGAGAGAAUGACUAAGUGUGAAGUUCGCGAUUGCGACGAAGAUUGGAAAGAGUACUAUAAGAGAUCAUUCAGCGUUCCGCUCAGUCUAAACCGAGCAGGACGGCGACACUUGCAGAAUGAUGCGGGGGCUGAGUUGCCCGCAAACCUAUGGCCGUUGAUUUUGCAACGGGCCGGAAAGAUCUCGUACUACGGGGCUUUCGAUCAAUGGCAGCGUCCAACUAUGACUAGCACACGAGCGGAUGCAGUGUAUUGGCUUUUGACAGAGAGAAUACUCAUGUCAUGA